This is a messenger RNA of Xiphophorus maculatus (southern platyfish), 4058 nucleotides long. RefSeq names its product BARX homeobox 1 (gene barx1). Gene Ontology annotation, biological process: regulation of DNA-templated transcription. The transcript is spliced from 5 exons. Gene Ontology annotation, molecular function: DNA binding; DNA-binding transcription factor activity, RNA polymerase II-specific. NCBI's taxonomy places the organism in Eukaryota, Metazoa, Chordata, Actinopteri, Cyprinodontiformes, Poeciliidae. Bases 3046 to 3792 code for a protein of 248 amino acids. The record is from RefSeq and is a predicted model, not a curated record.
GUACUUUUUCCAUCAAUAUUAAGGAAUAAUUCAAAACGAGCGUCUUUAUCUUUCUGGAAAGUUACUUGUAAGUUAGUUUGUCUUAUUUCAAGUGUACUGAGAUAUUUGUACUAGAAAUUAGAUCAAAAAUACUUGAAUUAUGGCCUCUGACCUUAACUAAAGGCAGGAGCUUUAAAUGCUGUUCAAGGUGGGACUGUGCAAUAUGACCUAAAAGAUCUAUUUCAAUAUAUUUGAGCUUCAUCUCAUCACGUAGACUGUGAUAUUUAUGGUUAGGCACAUUAACCAGGUGAAUACACUUGGAUAAAAACUCAACCAGCUAUGUGACUAAUAAUCUGAGUGGCUCUACUGACAACUGAGGUUGAAUAAUGUAUUUAAGAUGACAUCAGUCCGCAGCAGAGAUCGGAAUAAAAGCUAGAAUAAACAUAAUCAAACGCAGUUCUAUCCAGUUCUAACAAGUUCUAUAAAGAGGACUAAAUAUUGCUGCAGAAACUUAUAUAGAUGUUAGCAAGAUGAACAGAACAUCUUGUCUGCCGCUUUAACCAUUUUAUAUUGUGAAGAGGUGAUGGACUCCUACUGAAAGCUAUCUUUACCAACCUCAGAUCCAGCUGGCGUUACAUCACUACCUGUACGCGGAGUUACGCUCCUGAACUCUAUAAAUAAUAAACCAUGUAAAGUUAGAACCUGUAGAGGGGUUUUUUUCCGCUUUUUUUUUCUCUUUCAAGAUGUAAUCCACACUUCCCCUUAAAAACUGAUAUGGCAUCGAGGGCUGAUCUAAGACUGGCUGAGGUGUUUCCGAUGGGUCAGAAGGGUCCUGACAUCACCUGGUGUGGUUCACGUGGAGCUCCUGAUGACAAUUAAGCUCUUCUUCCUCACAAACGUGACACGCGCGCAGCAGAUUAAAAACGCUGAACUUAGUCAAUGCAGGAACAAUUAAUUUCUACAGUACUGUUAGUAGGGGACAUGGCAACCACGGCGCUGCUCACAUUCAUUGUUGCUCCACACCCUCACGUCCACCGGGAGGACUUAGGAGAGAUGGUGCGAAAGCUGAGAGUUUCCUGCCACGCUCCUAAUGAGCGCGGCAUGUGAGAGUCAUUCCCUUUGAGUGCUACGAAAGAAAUAUGCCCAACGAGAUGAUGUUUCUCUCACCAUGUUUAAUUUAUGCCAGUGUGUCUGGAGGGGCACCUGAUCAGACAACAAAGGACUUGGGCAGAGAAAAGUGUCUGCACAACGACGUGGAACAGCAUGAAUGCAUUUGGCGAUGGAAUCUUACUGAUCUGGAAGACACACAUAGGCUAGAAAAGGAGUAUCGGCUCAGUAUGAUAAAACGCGGCUCCCUGUGGGUAACGAGUCGAGAAACCCUCCCGUCUUUGACGAGGAUGGAGAGCUGGUCGUCAAGUCCCGUCAUUUCCAUUAUGGGAUUUUUAAUUGCGUCAACCCUUGUAUCCUCUCGGGGCAAGUUUUCUUGUUUCGACAACAGCUUCACCAAUAGAUUUGAGUCUCAAUGGCCAGAGGCGGUGCUAGCCUCUUUGGCGGCCUGGGCGAACCGCCUUUCCUUUAUGUUAUUCUGCAUACCAUUAUUCUGUGAGGGUCAGUUGGAGUCCAGUAAGCGAGAUGAUCAGACCUACCUCCUGUGUCGUCCUUCUCACUCCUCCACAUUUGGUGACCCGAAGGCAAACAGGUCGAGGUUUAAUGGUAAAACCAGCUCCUCUCAGGGCACGCCUGCUACUGGGGAACCUCUGCUGGUGUCCCUGGUUUCUUUUUCUGGGGCUGUUAAGAUCCCAGAUAUUUGGCUGCAUAAUGCACCUUCAUGGUUUGUCCACCAAAUUUGCUCUUCGUGGGAUUUCCUCUGAUGACACAAGGAGCAGUUAUGUGGUCGCCUUGCUGGAUCCGCUGUCCACCGGGGAAUGAUGACCUUGCCUCCGAUUUAUUGACCAGCCGAUUUAGCCUUAAUUUUGGGAGAUUGGUGAUCAGCCGAUACUUACAUGUGAAGCCGAUCUUAUCCCCCGAUCUCAUCUACUUUGGCAAAGGCCUACAAAUUAACCACUGUCCUCUUCUACUCUCUCGUGAGAGGGGUUUGACUGAUAAACUGGCCCACCAGGUCACGUGUGUACGUUCGCAAUUUCACCCCACUACAGCCAACCCAGUGACUUCCUUGCUAUAUUUAGUGACAUUUCAAACAAACAAAAAAAUUGGAAUCAAUAGGUCAGGCUUUUUAAAGACCGGUAAUUGGCCAGAAAACUACAAUUGGUGCAACCCUAUUUCAAAGUCAGAGCAACUGCUACUAGGACAUAUUAGGGCACUUCAGGUUCUCUUUGCUGACAACCUUCAUAGAGAUACGCUAUUUGUUUGCAGGUUCUAAUACCUGAUGGGGGCCAACAAUACAACCUGGACUUCUGGAACACCUCAGCAGAACCACAGGACCAGCUUCUCUAUUCUCAGCCUGCUCACCACCAUCACCAUCAUCAGGCUAAGAGUUCCUAGUUGAAGUUGCUUCAAGUGUCCUUGCUCCAAGUCCUCAUUUACCUCUGUUUUGAAUAAGUCCACGCAGGACACGCGUGCCUUUGCAUGGAGGUUUAGCUGCGACAAAAGGCAGAAAGCUGCAAGGGCAAAUCCCGGGCGGGAGAGAGGGAAGGAGGGUGGAGCCACGCUGGAACUCUUAACUCCAAAAGGCUUAUUCCCGCUCUCACUACCAAGGUGCCGGGCUCCGCGGUCCGCAGGAACAACCCCCCCAGCAAGGCCAUGCACAGGUUCCGGACUCAGGCCAAGUGAUCGCCAUCGGCAGUAAGAUUCCUUCGCAAAAGGAAAAAUAAAAAUAAAAAUCACCUGGGGGAGGAAAAACAAACAAGAAGAUUAAAUCUCCAUCAGAGGACUUUGGAGAUUAGGCUGCCUGUGUUCGGCAUCUCCGAGCUGCUGACUCGAUGCCGCGGAGGAAAAAAUGACUUGUGACUCGGGCCUCUGAGGGAGCGAUCAUCCGUGUCCGAGCUUUUUUUUUUUUAUAAUUAUUUUUAUUUAUUUAUUUUUUUUAAGUGCCGACAGGCACUAAGCAUGCAGCACCCGCUGGACAUGGGCGCCCACUACUACCCGCCCGACGUCCAGCCGGACCACAGGACUCACCGCUACAGGAGUUUCAUGAUAGAGGAAAUUCUGACGGAUCACCCGGAGCACAAAACGUCAGCGCCGGCCGGAGAGCUGCUCAAGUUCGGGGUGCAGGCUCUUCUGUCCGCCCGGCCGUUUCACAGUCAGCUGGUGCUAAAAGCCGACCAGGCGAACCUCCUCAAGUUCCCCUUGUCCCCGCUGUCCUGCACGCUGGGCUCCGCGCUCGGCUCCCCGCUUCUGUCCGCCGCUCCGGGCCUGCAGGUCGGACCCGCCGGCCACCACCUGCCGCUUGACCUGCACCUGCGCGGGAAGCUGGAGCACGGAGCCGACGGCGGCGGGAAGAGCAAGAAGGGCCGGCGGAGUCGCACCGUGUUCACCGAGCUGCAGCUGAUGGGCCUGGAGAAGCGCUUCGAGAAGCAGAAGUACCUCUCCACCCCGGACAGAAUAGAUUUGGCCGAGUCUUUGGGCCUCAGUCAGCUGCAAGUGAAAACCUGGUACCAGAACAGGAGGAUGAAAUGGAAGAAAAUUGUUCUACAGGGAGGAGGGCUGGAGUCCCCCACCAAGCCAAAAGGCCGACCAAAGAAGAACUCCAUCCCCAGCAGCGAGCAGCUCUCUGAGCAGGAACGACCUGCUGGCGACGCCGACCGUCAGUCCGAGGGGUCAAGCUCUCACUUCGAGAACACACAGGAAGAGUGAAGCAAUUCAGCUGGACUCGUGGAACCGCUGGGACGCUCAGCGCUCCUUUAGGAGAACGCUUCCAAGAGACCUGAUAUGCUCCAGGAAGCAGCCGUGUGGGUUUUUUUUUGCGUUCCCUCAUGAUGAACUUGCUGUUGUUCAGGAAGGAACUCAAACCUUUGCAGUAGGUCUGUUUUCACCUUCUAAGGACCCACUUUUACUCAUCUGUUUUGCAUUCCUUUCUAUGUAACUGUGCUCUGUUUAAUUAUUAAAUAUAUUUUCAGUAA